This is a messenger RNA of Penicillium salamii, 2763 nucleotides long. NCBI's taxonomy places the organism in Eukaryota, Fungi, Ascomycota, Eurotiomycetes, Eurotiales, Aspergillaceae. The record is from the annotation of a GenBank genome assembly.
AUGGAAGACGUCCCCAUCACCGCAAAAUGGGCAAAUCGAAUCCUGCGCCCCUUGACCUCUAUCUGCCGUCGACUCGAAAACCACCACGCAAGACUAUCUGCCCUCGCAACCGAGUCGAAACAACGAGAAGCAGCGGAGGGAAGACAAACAAAUUCGUCUGCGGCUACGAAUCCAGCACAAGAUGUGGAUGAUUGUUUAGGGUCGGAUGCAGAGCCGGAGCGCAAUGAUCCGGUUUGGGUACCAGGACGCAUGCACCAGCGACGCGCUCGGCUGAAGUACUCGUCCCGGUCUGAGAACAAUGGACCGGCUAAGCGCAAGAGAUUGUCGAUACACAGCCCUGAUGCCCCGCGUACUCUGCCUGGCGCUAUUGAAGUUGCGACACCGCUGAUCACUGGGGAGCGAUGGGAGAUGCCUCCAAGCACACAGUCCAGUCGAUCAAUCGAACCGGCGAGCGACAUGAUUGACCCGCAAUCACCUACAAUGCUCCGCGGCAAGUGUUCGCGGUACAGCAGCCCAUGGCGGGACCUUCUGGAGAAGUCCGGUGACGAAGGCCUUGUCCAGAUAGCUCACAAUCUUGACCGUGUUUUCAAAAAUUUCCUCUUAAGCACCCAGAAAAUCAAAGUCAAAGUGACUCCUGGACCCCAUGAAAGGAAGGCAAGACGGGGUGCUCGAUCUCUCAUGUCAAUGGCGAUGCGACAAUUGCCUGCCUUUAUCGCCAAGGAGCAGGAAGCACAGGACGAACUGGACGAAGACGGCGACGAGGAUAUGUGUGAUGCAUACUUCACUGAGUUGGAAGCAUACUAUGCGCCCCAUGGGGCAGGGUGGGAGCCACUUCGCGAGGCCGUCCGCGCCCAAGGCAUUGACAUGGUUGCUCGCAUGAUUAAACAAAAUUGGAUCACAGAAUCAAUUGCCUGCGCCCUGAUUGAAGGAUGUCGCACCAUUGCACCGGAGGAAAGCGAUUCAUUGCUCUCUAUCAUCCUUUCCACUCGCGAAAGUUAUCCAUAUCCUCAGGCUUUGAAGCCCGUGGCUGAUUCUAACAUACUAGGCGAUCCCAUCUUGUUUUUCUGGAAAUAUGCUAGUCAUGGUUUUGGCACUCGGUCAUUUAUCUUUGAUGAACUUGCGAAGCUUCUUUUAAGGGGUGUUCUUCCUCCAGAAUGGAUGGGAACCAGAUCUUGGACAAGCUGGAUGACCCGAGCAACUAUCUCCUUUUCCAAAGAAAAUUCUGAUUGUCCCGCCGCAUCAAGAUUGAUUGAGGCUGUGAUACUCUCAGCAAGUAGCAUGCGCUUGGAUGCUUCUGAGGUCUCCCCUCGAGUCCCAAAACAAAACUCACAGCGCAAGCCAGUGGUUUACCAGGUUCGCCCGACUCGGGCCAAACCCACUGCAGCAAUUGAGAAUACAAGUGUUGUGCGACUUUGUCCUGCGCCGGUGGAAGAUGCGCUCAGCAAUCAGGUCAUAAGUCUUAUAGCAGCCUUGUGUGGCAUACAUAUUUCGCGGUCUCGUGCUUCUACUGAGACUGAACCAUUGGAAGAAACCAAGGCGAGUCGCAUAAUUGGCUAUCUUCAUUUUGUUCUGCAGCAAGUUGUGAGCCCGAAAAUCCCGGGCCGCCCAGAUGAAAUCACUUCUCAUCAAUUAUUACGGCGCGGCUGCAUCUUGUUGGCUGCCAGCCUCGUGCAGUGUAAUAAUACCAUCAUACUGGAAGAGGACGAGUCUACAUUUACAUCAACAACCAACAUGGAUGAAUGCGCUCGCUCCAUGGCUUCUCGCCCUGAUUUGAUCAGAGAGUUGGCAUUAUUGGUACAAGAGGCGUUCCGCUGCUUGCGGGCAAGAUCGGAGGAUGCACGAAGACGUACCAGCGAAGAUGUUCGCCGCAUGGUCUCCAAGCUCGCCUCGAUAGCAGAGACACCAGACAUGUCUGUCUUCCUUGGAAAGGUCGCCGCAGAGGCUGCCAUGACCUUCGCUGAGGCUACCGCAGAUCCAGACGAUCACCUGUGGGCAGUCGAGGUGCAAGAGAUGGUUGUCACUAAACCAACACCCGAAGACAGUGACCGGGAGUCUUCAGAGGAACCUGAAAGUUCAAGCCAACCAAAUGGCUUAUUCCGCUGGGAAGAAAGCAUAGGAGAGUGGGUGGAAACUACACCGGCCGCGAAGAGAACUCUCCAUCUAGCGCCAAGAGGCCGAGCACCCAUGCGUAUGCUCUCAAGUCCGGCUUCUUCUAUACCCUGCUCCACAGACUGCAGCUCUCCUGAACCAGACUCCUCUCAAGAGUCUGACUCCAAGGCCCCCUCUAGCGCAAGCUCGUCUCCCACCCAGGAGCCCAAGAAGCGGGCCUAUAAUGACAUUGACGUCUCGCACAUACAACCCAACAAACGACGAAGACCCACUCCAGUGGUUGUGUGUGAGAAAAGGGAAUUGCGCUCAAAAGCAGCCAGCCCUGCUGCUACUAUGAAUCGAACGGUGGAAUCGGCCACCCGCCGAGGGAUUUUGCGCGAGCGGAGCACUAACUUGGCAAGACAAAUAGUCCCCACCACGAGGCUGGUGCCCAAGGUGGUGAUCAUCAAUUCCCAGGAACCUCGCCCAAGCCGGCGUUCUGUCCAGCCCAGCCCAGAGCGCGGCGAAAAGCAUAUCCACCGAACACUCGAGAGGAGAAGACCUACUCACCAUUCCGUCGUGGCCUCCAGCAAUGCCAGGCGGCAGUCUUCCGAACAAACAGUUAUUCCCUGCUCCCAAGACAGUGACAGUGACGAUGAGCUUAGCUUCCUCUGA